This is a messenger RNA of Gymnodraco acuticeps, 1895 nucleotides long. RefSeq names its product rho family-interacting cell polarization regulator 1-like. The coding region runs from base 645 to 1880 and encodes 411 amino acids. NCBI's taxonomy places the organism in Eukaryota, Metazoa, Chordata, Actinopteri, Perciformes, Bathydraconidae. The record is from RefSeq and is a predicted model, not a curated record. The transcript has 16 exons.
AUGCUGAUUAAGUGAACGCUGCAGUUCACAGAAGAAAGCUGCUCAGUGAGCGGAGAUAGUGGAUGUUUUUACCUGACAGGACGCUGUUAAUAUAAUGGACUGAGAGAGAGGCUGUGCUCGGAACAACACUCAGCAGCUCUUCUUCUUCUCCAGUUAAAGAACGAUUUGUGUGUGAGGAGAGGAGCCAGAACACCGCAGCAAACAUAGGUGGAGAGGUUUUUUCAACUGUCACAAGAUGGACGAGCUAUCUGACUAUUUAAGGUCACGACAUGUGCCUGAGGAAGACAUACAGCGAAUGGAACAGGAGAUGAUGGAUUCCAGUGUCAUAACUCUCAUGACAGAUGACCAGCUGAGAGAGUAUCUGCCAUCCUAUGGUGAUCGACUGGCUGUUUUUGGAUACUGUAGACGGAAGGAAAAAGAACCCACCCAAGUCAAAGCUCUUUGAGCGACUUAGAGGAAAGCUCUCAAGAAACAAAGACCAGGAGAAAGCAGGUGAGGAACCAACCUAGGAGAUAUCAUCCCUCGAGGAUUGGAACAGAUCAUCCAGUGCAUCACAUUGAGAGAUCCUCAGAUUCAGAUCCAGCACCCAACGACUCAGUGCAGGACAAAAAUGAAGAAGGGGUCCGUCCCGAGCUCUCUCCACCAUGUCGCUCUCUGUUCGCCCCGCCAGACGCCUCACCUCCAGAUCCAUCACUAGGAGCCAGAGCUUCACUGGAGUCAACACCAACGACAAGCCUUACAGGAGCCUCUCAGUGUUCAGCACUCCAGGCGUUAGCAGGAAGCCCAGCAGAGCCAGCAGGAUGUUCACCAUGUCCACCAAGUCCAACCCUCCACCCAAAGUCCCCCAACCAGAGAGACUUGAUCAGGUCUAUGAGGUGCUGAAAAAAGGCCUUCACUCUUACCUACAGGUCCAUCAGAUGGACUCGGACAGCCUCAGCCGACAGAUGAAAGAAUCAAAGAGGAACUCCAGACUGGGUUUCCUGUAUGAGCUGGACAAGCAAGUGAAGGUGACAGAACGGUAUAUCAGACGACUGGAGUUCCACCUCAGCAAGAUCGAGGAGCUCUACGAAGCGUACUGCCUGCAGAGGAGACUCAGAGACGGAGCGAACAAGAUGGUGAAGGCUUACACCACCUCUGUGAGCAGCAAGGAGGCCAAGGAGAGUCUAGCAGAAGCCAAUAAAGGAUACAAAGAGUACACAGAGAACAUGUGCUUGUUGGAGAACGACUUGGAGAACCAUCUGGGGGAGUUCCACAUUAAGAUGAAAGGGCUGGCUGGAUUCGCUAGAUUAUGUGCUGGAGACCAGUAUGAGAUCUUUAUGAGGUACGGUCGGCAGCGGUGGAAGCUCCGAGGCAGGAUCGAGCUGAACGGCAGACAGGUGUGGGACAGCGAGGACAUGGUGUUCCUGCCGCUCGUCAGCGACUUCCUCUCUGUGAAGGUGACAGAGCUGAAGAGCUUAGCCAAUCACGUGGUUGUAGGAAGUGUUUCCUGCGAGACAAAGGACCUGUUUGCUGCACUCCCCCAGACGGUUGCCGUGGAUAUUAAUGAUCUUGGGACUAUUAAGCUGAGCCUGGAAGUCACCUGGAAUCCAUUUGAUAAAGAUGACAUGGGGUCAGUGGCCAGCACCAUCACCAAAGCUCCCACCAUCAGUAAGAGACUCUCCACCAUCUUCAACCAGAGCCCGCCGGACACACCCUCUCUACGAGAACAGGCCUUCUAUAACAUGCUGCGGCGUCAUGAGGACAUGGAGAACGGAACAGCGUGGUCCAACUCCUCUGAGUCUUCUGAUGACUCCUCCAGUCCUCGGCUGUCUGUGGGGGGGCUACGCACCUCUACGCAUCAUAAGGUAACACACAACGUGUACCCGUGUUUGUAUCUUUAAUAUAAUUGAAUCUAC